GCUGCCAGACCGUUUUAGUGAGCGCUAGCAACAGAAAUAACAAAAAUUUCAUUGAAUAAUUUUGAUUACUAAUUGACAAGGAAACCAACAUGAGCGGUGCAGAAAAGGCCUUCGAAUUGCAGCGCCAGGUGCGCCAGAAUGCCAAGGAGUAUGAGAACUCGGUGAAGGACCUCUACUCCUGGGAGCGUGACAUCAAGAGCAAGGAGAAGGAGCUGCAAAAGGCGCCGGCGUCUGCCGCCAAUAAGAACCUGCCAGUGCGCAGUCAUGGGAAGUCGGAGAAGGACAGCCCCAGCAGCUCGGCGGCCAGCACGCCCACGGAGAAGCAGGAUUUGCCCCUGGAUCCUGUGGCCCAGCAACACAAGAAGGCCAAUGACAUAAAGGAUCGUGGCAAUAACUAUGUGAAGCAGGCGGAGUACGACAAGGCAAUCGUGGCGUACUCCGCUGCCAUUGGUGUCUAUUCCCACGAUCCUAUAUACUUUAUAAACAGGGCCUUGUGCUAUCUCAAACAGGAGCGUUUCGAAAUGUGCGUGGAGGACUGCGAGGCCGCCAUUUCGCUGGACAAGCUUUGCGUUAAGGCAUACUACCGGCGAAUGCAGGCCAACGAGUCCUUGGGCCUCAACAUGGAAGCUCUCAAGGAUUGCACCACGGUGCUGGCCAUUGAACCCAAAAACAUCGAAGCCAAGAAGAGCUUGGCUAGGAUCAACGAACGCUUGCGCAAGAACGCCACAAAAAGCGGUCCAAACUUCACCCCCGAUCGUCCUGGAAUGAUCGACAUCUUGCCAUUUGACAAGCCUGUUUAUAAGCGCUCCAAGAAGGCCAUGCAUCGAGUGACCAUUGUGGAUGUGGUAUCUCCUCGUGGAAGCAGCGAUGACACCAACAAACUUCGCAUUUCAGAUGAGGACAUAGACAAGAUUUUUAAUAGUAAUUGUGGCGCAUUCGAGGAGGUCAAGAAACCGGAUGUAAAGACUCAAGUAAAACCAAGUCCACUUGAAACUGUGCCAAUUGUUGAAAACUCCAAAGAAGUAAAAAAAGAAACCAAACAGAGUCAAACCAAAGCAGAUUCUGGUCAAGAGGCCUCCAAAGAAACAAAUAAGGAUACAAAAAGUAAGGCUGAUGUAAAGCAGAAUCAAGUAAAAUCAAUUUCACCCAAAACUGAGACAAUCAUUGAGGCCUCCAAAGAAGUAGAGAAGGAAACCAAACAGAGUCCUCCUCCAGUUGAGGAGGCCUUCAAUAAAACAAAGAAAGAUACAAAAAGUAAGGCAGAAGUCGAAAAAAAAGCGGAACAAAGUUCACAUAGCAAAUUGCCUGUCGAGAUCCCCCAAGUUCAGAGUCUCGACUCGCCACCGAAGACAACCGAAAAAUCCAGCACAGAAGUCAAGGCGGCCAAUGUCAAGUCAAGUCGAACUGAAAAGAUCGAGCCAAAUUUAAGGAACAACGAAAUGCCAGCCAGUCCGUUGGAACGUUCGGUGCCUCCUGCGCCUACAGGCACAGCCCAGUUCCAUGUCACCUGGAAGGAACUGAGUGCUUCUCAGAAGUACCAGUAUUUGAAGUCCAUUGAAGUAUCUAAUCUUUGUAAGAUCUUGGGAGCAGGUUUCGAUCCGGAUACAUUUGCGGACAUCCUGCGCACCGUUCAAGACUAUUAUGUACCAAAUAAGGAGCCCACCACGGCGGCUGUCCUCUUGGAGGUCAGCAAAAAUGACCAGUUUACCAUUUUAGCAAUGCUCAUGUCCGCGGAGGAGAAGAAGGUGGUUUCUUCUAUUUUCAACGCAUUCAAAAACUGGCCCAACAAAAAUCAGGGUGUGCUGGAUAAGCUAUCGAAGGCUUACGGCGUGGCGUAAAACCCCAAUGUUUCAAGUUUAAAUGUACUUAUGUUGCUUCAAAUUGUUAGCUCAAAAACAAACAUUAUAAAUUUAAAGAGGAUGUGUAGAUAGGAUCCACAAUAUGUUACACAGAA
Messenger RNA from Drosophila rhopaloa, 1954 nucleotides. It is a transcript of the gene spag, whose product is annotated as RNA polymerase II-associated protein 3. Bases 90 to 1838 code for a protein of 582 amino acids. The record is from RefSeq and is a predicted model, not a curated record. The transcript has 6 exons. Gene Ontology annotation, molecular function: protein binding. NCBI's taxonomy places the organism in Eukaryota, Metazoa, Arthropoda, Insecta, Diptera, Drosophilidae.